AUGCGGUAUAUUAAUGGAUUGAUGGUGCUAAGAUUAAUAACAAUAUGUAUAGCCAUAUUGAUAGUGAAAGAUUUGGAUAUAAUAUACAGCUUGAUAUGGCUAUCGAUUGACUCAUUGCAUAUGAAAUCCUUUUAUGAGAGCACUACAUUGAGAAACGAUGUAUCUCCGUUAAGCUGGAAGGAUGUGGAUAUAUUCUUACCACCAAAGCUCAAUAAUACAGUAGCCGAGGUGUUACGACUUAACGAAUUAUUAGCUCAUAAGCAGUACAAAUGUAAGGAAGACAUCUCUGUUGGUGACAGCAAAGGAGCUUUUACGAUUUGUAUUGAUGGAAGAUGGAACAAGACUAUACGUGAUGCGUUGUUCAUUAGCGGUUCGCCAGAUGAUUUUGCUUUCUAUUUAACUGCAUUAUUUCCCGAACGAUGGACAUUUUUUGUUCCUGAAGGAUUUGAAGCACUUGACAACUUGGGGAACGUCGAUGCGGAGAUGCACUAUAUGUUCCAUCUAAGCAGUAAUGGUGUGUGGGAUUUUGAUGAGAUAUUGUAUGAAUUGUCGAAUAGACAAUUUGAUACUGUAUUUAUCAAUUUCUAUUCGUCCAUUCAGGAUGAAAAAUUGAAAAUGAGACGAUCACAGGAACUCCGUGAUGCACCCAAGUUAAUGGAACGAGUUUUAAAGGUUUUGCAAUCGGAUCAACUUCACCUGAUCAUUGAAAUAGGAAGAAAUAUGGAAAAUUUAAUAUAUGAUUGGUAUUUACUGCUCUAUCAAAUGUACUUCAAAUAUCAUUAUGCCCUUAUUAAAGCCGAGUCAAGUUCCGCUUGUGACCGUACGAUUCGUAGUUGCUGGUAUCGACUCAGUUUCAUGAGAAAAACACAUCAUGAAGUGGAAUUACCUGUUUUUGGCUUUGGUUCUCCAGUGGAGGAGAAGAAGCGACUUAUGAAGUAUCUAACAACGUUUAGAAAGGAAAAUGUGGGAUGUAAUGAAAUGAGGAAGACUGAAAAUGGUAUACCUAUGCUGUGCAAGCUAAAUAUAACGGAAAAUCCAUGUACUGUUGUUUAUGUGAGUUAUCGCGAAUUUGAAGUGAUGGAGAAUUUCGAACAUUUUCUUCCCUGUAAAGUUUAUUUUUUUUCGCCGCUGAAGUCAAAUCAAAGAUUGGUUUCAAUCCAAAAGGUGUAUCCUUAUGGUGUUUCACCAUAUUUUUCAAAAAACUUCACAGUUUCUGACGAUAACGAUAGCAACUCAUGGUUUUUGAUAACUUUGUCAGAUAUGCUUAAUAUUGUCAGUGAACUUAGAAUAAAUAAAUUUAUUUUGGAUCUUAAUGGUGGAGAAUGGGAUGUUUUUCCUUCAUUGUUGGAAACAAUUCGAUUCAAGAACACUGUCCUGGACGUAGAUCUCAGAGUUCGAUUUUGGAUCGGCGAAGACAAUGAAAACUAUCGCCGUAUACUGAUGUAUUUCUUUCGACUUGAAAGUUUUGGAUUCAAAAAGUUAUAUUCUAAGAUGGUCGAUGAUACUACGGCAAUCGUCAAUUUUAGAAAUAUACUCUUGACUUAG
This is a messenger RNA of Cercopithifilaria johnstoni, 1545 nucleotides long. The record is from the annotation of a GenBank genome assembly. NCBI's taxonomy places the organism in Eukaryota, Metazoa, Nematoda, Chromadorea, Rhabditida, Onchocercidae.